This is a messenger RNA of Acaulospora morrowiae, 636 nucleotides long. The record is from the annotation of a GenBank genome assembly. NCBI's taxonomy places the organism in Eukaryota, Fungi, Glomeromycota, Glomeromycetes, Diversisporales, Acaulosporaceae.
AUGAGAGGCAUACUAGAAGGUUACUCCAAAGGAACACCGAUUUUUUCUAACGAAAAGCACAAUAUAAUUUCCUCCGAGCUUAAAAACCUCUAUGCUGCUGUGACUAGAGCUCGACAUCGACUCUGGAUUUUGGAUGAUAAUUCAGAACAAAGUGAACCAAUUCUGGCAUAUUGGAAGCAUCACGAGUUGGUCCGCGUAAUCCCAAACACAGAAGGACUUCCGAAUUUAUCCUUAGCCAGGAAGAGCAGUCCUGAAGAAUGGAACGAGCGCGGAAAGACAUUUUUUGAAAGGAAACAAUAUGAACAGGCUGUCUUCUGUUUCAAAAAGAGUAAAAAUGAGCAGAACCGAAGACUAGCUGAUGCGUAUCACCUUCGGCAAAUUGCUAGAACAUCGAUUAGAAAUUUUGAUGAAGAAACUGUAAAAUCCAAAUUCAUUCGUGCCGCUGAAGCUUUUAAGAUAUGCUCUCGGGUAGAGCAAGAAGCUUCAUAUUAUCAAGAUGUUGACAUGCAUGAAGAAGCAGGUGAUGUUUACGCCAGAGAAGGGAUGUAUGAGUCCGCGGCACGUUGUUACAAUAAAGCGAAAAAGUGGCGCAAGGCUGGCGAUUGUUUUGAAAAAGUAAAUAUGUAUAAGCAAUAA